Molecule: messenger RNA, 2760 nt
Organism: Colius striatus (speckled mousebird)
Lineage: Eukaryota; Metazoa; Chordata; Aves; Coliiformes; Coliidae
Gene: COL9A1
Product: collagen type IX alpha 1 chain
Exons: 38
Coding region: 1-2760 (919 amino acids)
Source: RefSeq, a predicted model, not a curated record
AUGAAAAGCAACUGGAAAAUUACAGCUUUCUUUUACGUGUGUAGUUGUCUGUGGUCUUUCAUCUCAGCCACCAUCCAACAACAAUCAAGACUACCAGUCAUCCUGGGUGCCAGCCACAGAAUUGAUCUCUGCCCAACAAUCAGGAUUGGCCAAGAUGACUUACCAGGCUUUGACCUGAUUUCUCAGUUCCAAAUAGAAAAAGCUGCUUCCCAAGGAAUUGUCCAGAGAGUAGUGGGCUCCACUUCUCUACAAGUGGCUUAUAAGUUGGGACCCAAUGUCGACUUCAGGAUCCCAACCAGUGCCAUAUAUUCCAACGGAUUGCCCGAUGAAUAUUCCUUUCUAACUACUUUUCGGAUGACUGGGGCCACACUUCAGAAAUACUGGACUAUUUGGCAGAUUCAAGAUUCUUCAGGAAAAGAACAAGUCGGAGUGAAUGUUAAUGGUCAAAUGAAAAGUGUUGAAUUUUCUUAUAAAGGAGCGGAUGGAAGUCUCCAUACGGCAUCAUUUUUGCAUUUGCCUUUCUUGUUUGACUCCCAGUGGCACAAGCUUAUGAUAAGUGUGGAAGCAAACAGUGUCACACUUUUUAUUGACUGUAUUAAAAUAGAAUCUUUGAACAUAAAACCAAAAGGGAAAAUCAGCAUUGAUGGCUAUGCUGUCCUUGGGAAACUUAAAAAUAACGCUGAAAUUUCAGUUCCGUUCGAAAUCCAGUGGAUGGUAAUUCACUGCGACCCGCUGAGACCCCAGCGCGAAGGCUGCGGCGAGCUGCCGGCCCGGGUAAGCCAGACGGUAAUCGAGAGAGGUCUCCCUGGUCCGCCAGGUCCCCCAGGUCCACCCGGGCCACCAGGAGUUCCCGGUAUUGAUGGCAUUGAUGGGGAGAGAGGUCCUAAUGGCCCCCCUGGUCCACCGGGUCCAGAUGGGGAGGCAGGCAAACCAGGAUCCCCUGGCCUGCCUGGAGAGCCGGGAGCUGAUGGAUUCACAGGACCUGAUGGCUCCCGUGGAGCCACAGGACCAAAAGGACAGAAGGGCGAGCCAGGGCUGCCAGGUGCUCGUGGACUUCCGGGCAAGGGGCUUCUUGGACCACCUGGUCCAGCUGGUGCAGCAGGACUUCCUGGGGAAGUAGGUCGUGCUGGUCCACCUGGAGAUCCAGGAAAAAGAGGACCACCAGGGCCACCAGGUCCACCAGGUCCUCGAGGAACAAUUGGCCUGCAAGAUGGUGACCCACUGUGUCCCAGUGCUUGUCCCCCUGGCCGCCCAGGACAUGCUGGCUUAAUGGGAAUGAAGGGACAUAAAGGUUCAAAAGGAGAGUCUGGUGAACCAGGAAAACAAGGUUAUAAGGGUGAGGAAGGGGACCAAGGACCCAGUGGUGAAGUGGGAGCUCAAGGCCCUCCAGGCAUCCAAGGUAUCAGAGGUAUAACUGGUAUAAUGGGACCUAAAGGUACAAAAGGAGCCCGUGGGCUUGAUGGUGAGCCUGGUCCUCAAGGUCUUCCUGGUGCACCUGGGGAUCAAGGACAGAGAGGUCCACUGGGAGAGACAGGUCCGAAGGGAGAGAGGGGCCCUCAAGGUACAAGAGGAAUAAAUGGUCUCCCUGGGCCUAAAGGAGAGUCUGGCUUACCAGGAGUUGAUGGCCGGGAAGGGAUCCCUGGAAUGCCUGGAGCAAAAGGUGAACCAGGAAAACCUGGAGCUCCAGGUGAUGCAGGGCUUCAAGGACUGCCUGGUUUACCAGGCUCUCCAGGUGUGAAAGGCAUUCCUGGCCCAAAGGGUAAUAGGGGUCCACCUGGGCUGCCAGGUUUGAUGGGAAAUUCUGGUAAACAGGGUGAACGGGGGCCAGAGGGAGAAGCAGGUCCAACAGGACCCCGGGGGCCACCAGGUGGCAGAGGGGAGCCAGGUCCUGCGGGUCCUCCAGGUUUACCAGGGAAAUGGGGUCCCCAGGGUGAUAUUGGCCUUCCUGGACUGCCGGGUCCCCCAGGCCUACCUGGUGGUAAGGGUGACCGGGGUUCAGUGGGUGAACCAGGACCUAAGGGUGAACAAGGUGUGCCCGGAGCAGAAGGAGAUGGAGGAGAAAAGGGUGACUUAGGUGAUAUGGGAUUACCAGGAGCAAAGGGAGCUGUUGGUAAUCCUGGAGAUCCUGGUUCCCGUGGGCCCGAGGGAAGUCGGGGGCAGCCUGGCAUGGAAGGGCCACGAGGCUCACCUGGACCACGAGGCUUGCAGGGUGAACAGGGUGCCCCAGGCCUGCCUGGCAGCCAAGGUCCAGCUGGAAAAGAACCAACAGAUCAGCACAUUAAGCAAGUUUGCAUGAGAGUCAUGCAAGAACAACUGGGUCAGCUGGCAGCCAGUCUUAGGAGGCCAGAAUUUGGUGCUCCAGGCCUUCCUGGCCGACCAGGGCCACCAGGUGCUCCAGGGCCUGCUGGUGAAAACGGCUUCCCAGGACAGCUGGGCCCCCGGGGCUUGCCUGGCCUCAAAGGGCCCCCCGGUGAGAUCGGUCGCAAAGGUCCUAAAGGUGAACCAGGAGAAAGAGGAGAAAGAGGAUUUCCAGGCAGAGGACUGAAAGGUCAUCCUGGACCAAGAGGUCUUCCAGGUGAACCAGGCAAAGCCAGCUACGGCAGCGAAGGCCGGGACGGUGACCGCGGUCUCCCUGGGGUGGCGGGUCAGCCUGGAGUUCCUGGUCCUCCCGGCCCCCCCGGCCCUCCUGGCUACUGCGAGCCAUCGUCCUGCAGAAUGGAGGCUGGACAGAGAGCUGGCAAGAACAUGAAAGGGCCAUGA